AGAGAGAGAGAGAGAGAGAGAGAGAGAGAGAGAGAGAGAGAAGAAGUAAGAAUAAUAACUAAGAUCCGAGGAGAGAGAGAGAGGGCGCAAAAUGAGUAGAAACAUCGCAUACGAUUUGAAGCAUAUACUCUCCGGUUUCCUGACGGCUUCCAUGCUCCUCAUGUUAUGCAAUAUGAUCAAGACAGAUCAUAUCGACCCACUUUUGGGCAAUUUCUCAGCAAUACAACCCAUCACUCCGAACAAUGGGACAAAAUCUGCUUCGCGAGUCCUUAUCUCAUCCGAUCCUUGGGGACUAAACAAGACUAAAGAAGUAUUAAAUCCUUGUUGGAGAAAAUCAACAAAUUCAAAACCACAAGAAUCAAGAGGUUUAAUAUGUGUCACAUUGGCUCAAGACCCUGAGUACCAUGUCUCACAGAUUGCUACAGCCGUUGUUGUUGCUAAAUACCUUGGAGCUACUCUAGUCAUUCCAAACAUAAGACAAUCUGCAUCCGGGCAAAAAAGGCCGUUUGGUGAAAUCUAUGAUUUGGAGAAAUUCAGGGCAACGCUAGACGAGAAAGUGCCUACAUUACAAGCUAUGGAUGCACAAUUUGCAGAGAUAUCUAAUCAAAAGGUCACGACAGUGAGGGUGCCAAACAUGGUCUCCAAAGAAUUCGUGAAGUCCAAAAUUGAGCCAAUUUUCAAAACAUCAAAAAACCUAAGGCUUUCCAUUUUCUUCCCAUCAUCUAUGAAGCACAAAAGAAUGAACCCAUAUGGAUGUUUGGCUACAUUUGACAAUUCCCUCAUGUUGAAACCACAAUUGCAAGCAUCCAUAGACUCAAUGGUGGGAACACUGAGAAGCCUAAACCCCCGUUCACACGGACGAUUCGUUGCGGUUCAAACCAUGCCAGGAAGUGGAUUUGAUGCAAAAGAGAUAGCUUCUUUUAUGAAGAAGAUUGGGUUUGUGAAUGAAACCACUGUUUAUCUGACUCUGAAUGACUGGGACACAAGCAUUAUUGAGCAUUUCAGGAACAUAUUCCCCAACACCUUCACAAAGGAUGUGAUUAUUCCAGCUGAUGAGAAGUCAAAGUUUCUGGAUCCUGGAAGGCCAGAAUUGAAGCAAAUUAUAGACUUUUAUAUCUCUUCUGCUGCUGAUGUUUACAUACCAACAUCGUCGAAUUUGUUUUCUGAUAAUGUGAUUGCAAGCAGAAUCGGCACUACAAAACAGCAAGUAGCUCUUGUGCCCAUCAACAGAUCGUCGCUUUCUGCAGAAGACUAUAUUCCUCCUUACAUUUCGCAGAAGGGACAUUGGGCUUACUCUUGCUUUUGUCUUGGGGGAAUGAAUUGAAUAAAUCAAGAUUGGUUGAAAGUUUCGCAUACCUAUGCUAUCGUGCCUUGUAGGCCAAUAAAAAGUGUAAGAGUCUAAGUGUAUUGCUUGGUGAAGUGUUUAUACCAAAGUUUGCUUCUUCUUCUUUUUUGAAUGGAUGUGUUAUUCAGAAUAAAUAUGUAAUGUAAUAAACUUUUAUAUUGAGUAAUGAUUUGAAAGUAUAAUUUA
This is a messenger RNA of Ipomoea triloba (trilobed morning glory), 1531 nucleotides long. RefSeq names its product protein MANNAN SYNTHESIS-RELATED 1-like. NCBI's taxonomy places the organism in Eukaryota, Viridiplantae, Streptophyta, Magnoliopsida, Solanales, Convolvulaceae. The record is from RefSeq and is a predicted model, not a curated record. Bases 92 to 1324 code for a protein of 410 amino acids. The transcript has 6 exons.